Molecule: messenger RNA, 13535 nt
Organism: Trichosurus vulpecula (common brushtail)
Lineage: Eukaryota; Metazoa; Chordata; Mammalia; Diprotodontia; Phalangeridae
Gene: LYST
Product: lysosomal trafficking regulator
Exons: 52
Coding region: 103-11499 (3798 amino acids)
Biological process (GO): intracellular protein localization
Cellular component (GO): cytosol; membrane
Molecular function (GO): protein kinase binding
Source: RefSeq, a predicted model, not a curated record
GUGAAGACUUAGUCCAAGAAUUCUCCUUUAUUCCUUUACUAAGGCGCUCAGUUUAAAAAAAGAAGCUAAAUGUUGCAGAAGUGUUGAAAAUACCGCUCAGUCAUGAGCAGCGACAGUAACUCGCUGGCACGUGAAUUCCUGACUGAUGUUAAUCGACUUUGUAAUGCGGUGGUCCAACGGGCAGAGUCCAAGGAGGAGGAGGAGGAGGAGACUCACAUGGCAGCACUUGGGCAGUAUCUUGUCCAAGGUCGUGGCUUUAUUUUGCUUACAAAGCUGAACAUUCUCAUUGAUCAGGCACUGACAUGUAGAGAAGAACUUCUUACCUUACUCUUAUCCCUCCUUCCGCUAGUAUGGAAGAUACCUGUUCAAGAAGAAAAAGCAUUAGAUUUUGAUCUACCAUUCUCAGCUGAUAUUAUCUGGACCAGAGAGACAAAUUCAAGUUCACUAAGAUAUGCUCAGGAAAAAGUACAUUUACAAGGAAAUACCCAAACUGGUCAGGUUUGUGCAAAAGCAAGUAUACCUCGAAAAAGUAGACAUCAUCGUAAAACCACCCAUCGCAAAACCACCCAUCGCUAUUCUAUAAGAGAUGAAAGAAAAUCUCAACUCUCCACCUCAGAUUCAGAAGCCGAUUCUGAUGAUAAAAGCAUAGCAAUGAUUAAGCACAGGAGAUCUAAUCUGCUGCAGUGUUUUUUGUCAUCUUCACCUAAAGAAAACCAGCUACUAGCUAGAGAGACACAGAGACCUGAUACCAUGACAUUAGAGAAUGCCAGCCAGACUAUUCCAAGACAUGAAGCAAACAGUGAAAUACUAAAUGAAUCAGCUGCCUUUUCUAUUAUUAGCAACAUGAACAACUCUCCUUUUGACUUAUGCCAUGUUUUGCUAUCCCUUUUAGAAAAAGUAUGCAAGUUUGAUAUUACUUUGAAUCACAAUUCUGCUCUGGCAGUCAGUGUAGUGCCCACAUUAACUGAAUUCUUAGCAGGCUUUGGGGACUGUUGUAGUCUUAGUGGUAAUUUGGAAAGUGAAGUAGUUUCUACAGGUUGGACAGAAGAACCCAUAGCUUUGGUUCAAAGAAUGCUCUUUAGAACUGUGUUGCAUCUUAUGUCAGUAGAUAUAAAUAGUGCAGAGACUAUGCCAGAAAGUCUUAGAAAAAACUUAAUUGAUUUACUUAGGGCAGCUUUAAAAAUCAGAGCUUGUUUGGAAAAACAAUCUGACCCUUUUGCACCAAGGCCAAAGAAAACACUACAAGAAGUUCAGGACGAUUUUGUAUUUUCAAGGUAUCGUCAUAGAGCCCUUCUUUUGCCUGAGCUUCUGGAAGGGGUUCUGCAGAUUUUGAUUUGUUGCCUUCAGAGUGCAGCUUCAAAUCCUUUUUAUUUCAGUCAAGCCAUGGACUUGGUUCAAGAAUUUAUUCAGCAUCAUGGGUUUAAAUUAUUUGAAACAGCGAUUCUUCAGAUGGAAUGGUUGGUUUCAAGAGACGAAGUUUCCAUUGGGGCUUCAGAACAUUUGAAAACAUUAAUAAAUAGUGUUAUGAAAAUAAUCAGCACUGUCAAAAAAGUGAAAUCUGAGCAACUUCAUCAGUCAGUGUGUACGAGAAAGAGGCAUAGACGAUGUGAAUAUUCUCACUUUAUGCAUCAUCAUCGAGAUCUUUCAGGCCUUCUGGUUUCUGCUUUCAAAAACCAGAUGUCCAAAAAUCCAUUUGAAGAGAUGGCAGAUGGAGAAGUUUAUUAUCCUGAACGGUGCUGUUGUAUUGCAGUAUGUGCUCACCAGUGCUUAUGUUUAUUAAAAAAAGUUUCAUUGAACACUACUUGUGUCCAGAUUCUGUCAGGUGUUAAUAAUGUUGGAAUAUGCUGUUGUAUGGAUCCCAAAUCUGUAAUCAUUCCAUUGCUUCAUGCUUUUAAAUUGCCAAAGUUAAAACAUGUUCAGCAGCACAUAUUGAACAUCCUUAACAAACUUAUUUUGGAUCAAUUAGGAGGAGGAGAGAUAUCUCAGAAGACUAAACGUGCAGCUUGUAAUAUUUGUACUUUUGACCAUGAUCAACUAACCCAAUUAGAAGAGACAAUGCAUGCACACUCAUGUAAUGCUGAUCUUGCUUCAGCUUUAUCUAGUCCAUCUUACAGAUUUCAAGGAAUACUGCCUAGUAGUGGAUCUGAAGAUCUCUUAUGGAAAUGGGAUGCUUUAGAGGCUUAUCAAAGCCUCGUUUUUGAAGAAGACAGAUUACACAAUGUGCAUAUUGCAAGUCAUGUUUGCAAUUUAAUCCAGAAAGGCAAUACAGUUGUUCAGUGGAAAUUGUAUAAUUACAUAUUUAAUCCUGUGCUCCAAAGAGGAGUUGAAUUAGCACAUCAUUCUCAACAGCUAGGUGUUACUUCAUCAUGUACUCAUGUAUGUAGCUAUCAUAGCCAAUGUUUGCCUCUGGAAGUGCUUCAGAUUUAUCUACAGACUCUGCCUAUACUGUUGAAAUCCAGGGUUAUAAGAGACUUAUUUCUAAGUUGUAAUGGAGUAAAUCAAAUGAUUGAAUUAAAUUACUUAGAUGGUAUUCGAAAUCAUUCCCUGAAAGCAUUUGAAACUCUGAUAGCCAGCCUUGGAGAGCAGCAGAAAGAUGAAAUGAUUCCAGAAACUGAUGGAAUAGACCACGAAAAGAAGGCUUCAUCUUUAGUUACUUCUUCACUUAAGCAGCAAGUAUGCUCAGAGUCUUCUCAGAGUCUUAGCAAAUUUUAUGCUGGCCUUAAAGAAAUUUGCCCGAAGAAACAGAAGACUAUUGGUCAGGAUAUUCACAUCAACAUGAUAAACCUGUUCCUCUGUGUGGCCUUUUUAUGUGUGAGUAAAGAAGCCGAAUGUGACCGGGACUCCACCAACGAUUCAGAAGAUACUUCUGGCUAUGAUAGUACAGCUAGUGAGCCUUUGAGUCGUAUGCUACCGUGUUUAUCUCCAGAGAUACUUAUUCUACCUUCUCCAGAACAUAUCCACAGGGCAGCAGACAUUUGGUCCAUGUGUCGUUGGAUCUACAUGUUGAAUUCGGUUUUUCAGAAACAGUUUCAUAGACUUGGAGGUUUCCAAGUGUGUUAUAAGUUAAUAAUUAUGAUCAUUCAAAAGCUAUCCAGGGGCAAAGAAGAGCAAAGAAAAGAGAAAGGUCCUAUACAUGUCAAUGAAAACAAAGAUUUAGAAGGAGAAUUGCAAUCUGAAAUGGCAGUGAAUGAGGAUACGUUACAUUUAAAUGUCAACGGUGACUUAAGUCUUUUAGUGUCAGAUAGUUUAGAGGAGAAUACGGAAAGUUUAGAUCAACUUGAUCCACAGGACAUUUUUUCUGAACCAUUAAGUGUAAAACAAAUCUCAACUUCUGUAGCAGCUCUUGAGGAACCCAAAGUACCUUCAAGUCAAGAACAUGAGUGUACACUUCACAGUAUAAGACUACUAGAAGCUCUUCUGACUAUUUGUCUUCAUAGUACAAAGACUAGUCAACAAAAGAUGGAAGUGGAGUUACCUAACCAGAACUUGUCUGUGGAAAAUAUAUUAUUUGAAAUACAAGACUAUCUUUCUCAGUCAAAGGUGGUUGAAACUGAGUUAGCUAAGCCUUUAUUGGAUACACUGCUUCGAGUAGCUUUGGGGAAUUAUUCAGCAGAUUUGAAUCAUUCUGAAGAGAAAAUUGAAAAGAUUCAUCAGACUGAGUCAGAGUCAGUAUCUCAGCAAGGUGAUCUCUCAGAAGAAACUGAGGAAGCCCAUGGUACUUUUAAACUUUUUGCUGAAGAAGAAGGUUAUGAAGCAGACAGUGAAAGUGAUACUGAAGAUAGUGAAAGCCCAGAUGAAGAAGACGUAAAGACUGAAACAGGAUACAUCAGUUCUUCAAGUUAUUUAAAUGAUGUGAUUGAAAACCUUGCACAAGGAGAAUUAAUAUAUCCUGAGAUUUGUAUACUGGAAUUAAAUUUGCUUUCAGCCAGUAAAGUCAAACUUGAUGUGCUUGGCCAUGUCUUUGAGAGCUUUUUGAAAAUCAUCAGGCAAAAGGAAAAAAAUGUGACUUUACUCAUGCAAAAGCAAAUUGUGAGAAAUCUCUUAGGAGGGUUCCUAAAAAUUUUUACAAAGGAUGAUUCUAGUUUACAAGCAUGCCAGAUAGUACUGAUGGAUCUCUUGGUGUCCCUGAUGAGUUCAAGAAUGUGUUCAGAAGAGCUAACCCUUCUAUUGAGAAUAUUUCUGGAGAAAUCUCCUUCUACAGAAAUUCUUCUUAAGGGUAUCCUGAAAAUUAUUGAGUCUGAUAUUAAUAUGAGUCCAUUACAAUAUCUAACUUUCCCUUUAUUUCAUGUACCAAAUUUAAGCAGCAGCUCCUUUUCACAAAAAUAUAGUAGUAUUCUCAACAAUAAGGCUAUUGGGCUGCUAAGAAGGGCAAAAUUUUCUCAAAGUAAGAAAGAAGUUGAUAGGGAGAUGUUUCCCCAUCAGCUUCUUUCAUCUUGGCAUGUAGCCCCAAUCCACUUGCCUUUGGUUGGGCAAAAUUGUUGGCCGCAUAUGUCAGAAGGAUUCAGUGUUUCAUUGUGGUUUAAUAUGGAAAGUACUCGUGAAGCAGAAAAUACCUUAGAAAAAGGAAAGAAGAUAAAGAAAAGAAAGAAAUCAUCAUUUAUACAAGAUGACAGCCUUGAUGAUGCAGAAGGGAACAAAUCAGAAAGUGUGGAAUAUGUGAAUUCUGGGGAGAAACUUGUAGAAGAAGGCUGUAUUCAUAUGAUUUCAUUAGGCUCCAAAGCAUUGAUGAUACAAGUAUGGGCUGAUUUGAGUACUGGAACUUUCAUCUUUCGCAUGUGCAUGGAUCCAAAUGAUGAUAUGAAAGCUGGAUUGCUAGCACAAGUUGAAUCACAGGAGAAUAUUUUCGUUUUGGGAAAAUGGCAACAUUUAGCAUUAACAUACUUACAACAACCUGAAGGAAAAAAGAAUAUUCAUGGGAAAUUCUCUGUGUGGGUCUCUGGUCAAAGGAAGCCUGAUGUUGCUUUGGAUUAUACACUUCCGAAGAGAACAAGUUUGUCAUCUGACAGUAAUAAAACAUUUUGCAUGAUUGGCCAUUGUUCAUCAUCCCAAGAAGAAUUUUUACGAUUGUCUGGAAGGUGGGAUUUGGGAAAUUUGCUUCUCUUCAAUGGAGCCAAGAUUGGUCCACAAGAGGCCUUUUAUCUUUAUGCUUGUGGACCAGACUACACUUUUCUAAUGCCUUGUAAAUAUGGCAAGUCAGUGAAUGAUCACUCCAAAUACAUUAAUAAAGAAAUUCUGCAGUGUGAACAAAUCAGAGAACUCUUUAUGACCCAGAAAGAUGUGGACAUUGAUCUCUUAAUUGAAGGUCUUGCUAUAGUUUAUUCAACUUGUUAUCCUGCACAGUACACAAUCUAUGAGCCAGUUAUUAGACUUAAAGGGCAAGUAAAAGCUGUACAGUCUCAAAGACCAUUCAGUUUAAAAGAGGCUCAGAGCUCCUCGUUGGAACCUCAUCAUUUAAAGUGUCUCCAGCCCACUGAAUACAAAUCUCUUCAGGGAAUUCUGCAUGAGAUUGGUGGGACAGGUGCAUUUGUCUUUCUCUUUGCUCGGGUUGUUGAUAUCAGUAGCUGUGAGGAAACUCAAGCUUUAGCACUACAAGUUAUACUUUCGUUAACAAAAUACAACCGGCAAAGAAUGCAAGAGAUAGGGAAUUGUAAUGGACUUUCCAUGAUCCAUCAGGUGUUGAUCAAACAAAAAUGUAUUGUUGGCUUUCACAUUUUGAAGACCCUUCUUGAAGGUUGUUGUGGUGAAGAAAUUCUCAGCAUAAAUGAGAAUGGGCAGUUUAAGCUGGAUGUAGAAUCCACUGCAAUAAUCCAAGAUGUUAAGUUAUUAGAAGAACUGCUACUUGAUUGGAAGAUAUGGUCUAAAGCAGAGCAAGGUGUUUGGGAAACUCUCUUGGCAGCACUUGAAGUCCUUAUUAGAGCAAAUCAUCACCUACAGAUGUUUAAUAUCAAGCAGUUAUUGAAAGCUCGAGUGGUUCAUCACUUUCUACUAACUUGUCAGGUUUUACAGGAACACAAAGAGGGGCACCUGACAUCCAUGCCUAGGGAAGUUUGUAGCUCGUUUGUGAAAAUAAUUGAAGAAGUUCUUGGUUCACCCCCAGAUCUGGAAUUAUUGACACUUAUUUUCAACUUCCUCUUAGCUGUUCACCCCCCUACCAAUACUUAUGUUUGUCACAAUCCUACCAACUUCUACUUUUCCUUGCAUAUAGAUGGCAAAAUAUUUCAGGAGAAAGUACAAUCAAUCAUGUACCUGAGGCAUUCCAGCAGUGGAGGAAAGAGUAUUACUAGUCCUGGAUUUACAGCUAUAAGUCCAUCUGGUUUUACUGCUUCAUUCUCUGAAGGAAGCGGUUCUCCGAACAUUAUUCCACAGCAGAAUAUAAUUCAGAUGCUACGCUCUAAAAGUGUACCAACGUCACCUGCUUCUUCACCACUAGUACAGCCACGUAAGCUGUCAGGAAGUUUGGGCUGGAGUGUCGACAAUUUACACAAUAUUCCAGAUGACACUUCUUCUACCCAACCAGAGAAAGUUAAAUCCAGGGAGAAUGCGGAAAUAUCAAAAAAAGUCUAUGAGGAAAUAUUCAUCAGUAGUUGUGAAUCAGCAAAAACCACGUGUGAAUCAGAAGAAUCACCUUCCCCACAAAUUUUUGUCAAUGAUGUUCCAAAACCAGAGUCAGAAGAAUACCCAUCUAUUGUAUUGGAUAACAAAGAUCCAAAUGCAGAUCUGAGAUUUGAUGGUGAAAGUCCUGGAGAUGAGUUCUCCUUACGCCGCCCUGAUAACCUAAAGGGGCUUUCUUCAUUUCAGAGAAGCCAUAGUACUAUUGCAAGUUUAGGCUUAGCUUUUCCUUCUCAGAAUGGAUCUUCAGCUGUUGCACGAUGGCCAAGUCUUGCUGACAAGAACAUUGUUCCUGAAGAUUGGGAAAACUUUACCUUUACUCCAGGUUAUGAACAAACUUAUAAGCAAACUACAAGUACUGAUAGUUCAACUGAGGACUGCCUGGUCCUUAUAUGUUGUGGAUUAUAUGACCUCUUACGUGGAGUUCUUCUGAUCCUGCCUGAUAUCAUGCUUGAGCAUGUGAUGGACAAACUUAUCCAAGCAGACACACUUAUAGUUCUACUCAACCACCCAUCACCUCCUAUACAACAAGGAGUUAUUAAACUUCUGGCUGCAUAUUUUAGUAGAGCAUCUAAGGAACAGAAAGAUAAAUUCUUGAAGAACCGUGGCUUUGCCUUGCUAGCCAAUCAAUUAUAUCUUCAUCAGGGAACUCAGAAACUUUUGGAAUGCUUCAUGGAAAUGUUCUUUGGCCGUCCCAUUAUCCUUGAUGAGGAAUUUGAUUUUGAAGAAGUGAAAAACAUGGAACUCUUUCAGAAAUGGUGUAUCAUUCCAGUCCUUGGACUAAUAGAGACCUCUCUCUGUGACAACAUACUCUUACACAAUUCUCUUUUUCUUCUUCUUCAAAUUUUAAAUUCUUGUUCUAAAGUGGCGGAUAUGUUGCUGGAUAAUGGCCUGUUAUAUGUAUUAUGUAAUACCAUUGCUGCCUUAAAUGGACUAGAAACAAACAUUCCUUUGAAUGACUACAAAUUACUUGUUUGUGAAAUACAACAACUUCUGGUAGCUGUUACAAUUCAUGCUUGCAGUUCUUCAGGUUCACAAUACUUUAGGGUCAUUGAAGAUCUUAUUGUACUGCUUGGAUAUGUUCAAAGCAGCAAAAACAAACGGACGCGAAAUAUGGCCAUUGCACUACAAUUCAGAGUUCUUCAGGCAGCUAUUGAAUUUAUAAGGACGACUGCAAACCAGGAUACUCAAAACAUGACAAAUUCAUUCCAGUUUCCUUCUAUUCCUCAUCAUGCAAUAUUUCAAAAGCGAAAAAGUAUUGCUGGUCCCCGAAAAUCUUCUCUUCUUCAGUCUGAAUCUCUUCUGAUGAAAAUGCGUUCAGUAGCAAGUGAUGAGCUCAAUAUGAUGAUGCAACGGAGAAUGAGCCAAGAAAAUCCUAUUCGGGCCUCUGAAAUGGAGCUCACCCAGAGACUGCAGAGGCUUACUGUGUUGGCAGUUAACAGGCUCAUUUAUCAAGAAUUUAGUCCAGAUUUUAUUGAUAUUCUGAGUACACCAGGGACCACAACUCAAGGCAGAACCUCAAAUUCUGAGGCUGGAAUUUCUGAAGAGGAAAGUCAACAUGAACACCUUUCCAAUUUGAACCCAUUUCAGAAAGAAAUGUUAAUGACUAUGGUAGAAGGAAUGAGAAUAGCACUUGGCUCAAGUAGAACCAAUGCUUCCAGACAACAGUGGAAUAAGAUUCUGUUGUCUUGUAAAGAAACCUUCCGCAUGCAGCUUGGGAGACUCUUGGUACAUAUAUUAUCACCAACCCGCCCUCCCCAAGAGAGGAAGCAAGCUUUUGAAAUAAUGCAUCAACCAAAUCAUCAGGAAAUACUUCGAGACUGCCUCAGCCCUUCUUUACAACAUGGAGCCAAGUUAGUCCUUUAUUUAAAUGAAUUUUUGCAUAAUCACCAAGAAGAAUUGACUGAAGAAGAACUAGCCACAGCAAGAUUAUUCAUGAAUAUUUUAAAAUUAUGUGGUCAUAAAUGCACUCUUCCCAGUCUACCAACAAAAUCAGACUUCCUAAAAGUAAUUACAGAGGAGUUAAGGAAGUAUGAGAUUGAGGAUUCUGUGAAUAAAGCUGCCUGGCAAAAAACAGUCAAUAAUAAUCAACAAAGUCUCUUUCAGCGCCUGGAUAUGAAAUCAAAGGAUAUUUCUAAAAUAGCUGCAGAUAUCACCCAGGCAGUGUCACUUUCUCAGGGAAUUGAAAGAAAGAAGGUGAUUCAGCAUAUCAGGGGAAUGUAUAAAGUAGACUUGAGUUCCAGUAGACGCUGGCAAGAACUUGUUCAACAGCUUACACAUGACAGAGCACUCUGGUAUGAUCCCAUGUCUUAUCCAACUUCUUGGCAAUUGGAUCCAACAGAAGGUCCAAAUAGAGAGAGACGCCGUUUACAGAGGUGUUAUUUAACCAUUCCAAAUAAAUACCUUCUUAAAGAUAGGCAAAAAUCAGAAGAAGUCAUUAAACCUCCCCUUUCUUACUUAUUUGAAGAUAAAACACAUUCUUCUUUCUCUUCUACUGUAAAAGAUAAAGCAGCAAGUGAAUCUAUAAGAGUGAAUCGAAGAUGUAUCAGUGUUGCACCGUCUAGAGAGACAGCCGGUGAACUACUAUUAGGUAAAUGUGGAAUGUAUUUUGUGGAAGACAAUGCUUCUGAUACAGCUGAAAGUUCGAGUCUUCAGGGAGAAACAGAACCAGCUUCAUUUUCUUGGACAUAUGAAGAAAUUAAAGAAGUUCAUAAGCGUUGGUGGCAGUUGAGAGACAAUGCUGUGGAAAUAUUUUUAACAAAUGGCAGAACUCUGCUGUUAGCUUUUGAUAAUACCAAGGUUCGUGAUGAUGUAUACCACAAUAUACUUACAAACAACCUCCCUAAUCUUUUGGAAUAUGGGAACAUCUCGGCUUUGACAAACCUAUGGUACACAGGACAAAUUACUAACUUUGAAUAUUUGACACACCUAAACAAACAUGCUGGCCGAUCCUUCAACGACCUCAUGCAGUAUCCAGUUUUUCCAUUCAUACUUUCUGACUAUAUCAGUGAAACACUUGACCUAAAUGAGCCUUCUGUAUACAGAAAUUUGUCCAAACCUAUAGCUGUGCAGUAUAAAGAAAAAGAAGAUCGUUAUGUGGACACCUACAAGUAUUUGGAAGAGGAAUAUCGCAAAGGGGCUCGAGAAGAUGAUCCCAUGCCUCCUGUCCAACCUUACCACUAUGGGUCACAUUAUUCAAACAGUGGAACGGUGCUUCACUUCUUGGUUAGGAUGCCUCCUUUUACAAAAAUGUUUUUAGCCUAUCAAGAUCAAAGUUUUGAUAUACCAGACAGGACCUUUCAUUCUACAAAUACAACUUGGCGUCUCUCAUCUUUUGAAUCCAUGACUGAUGUAAAAGAACUAAUCCCAGAGUUUUUCUACUUACCCGAGUUCUUGGUUAACCGAGAAGGUUUUGAUUUUGGUGUCCGCCAGAAUGGUGAACGAGUUAAUCAUGUCAACCUUCCCCCAUGGGCUCGUAAUGAUCCUCGUCUUUUUAUCCUCAUACAUAGACAGGCUCUGGAGUCUGACCAUGUGUCCCAGAACAUUUGUCAGUGGAUUGAUUUAGUAUUUGGGUAUAAACAAAAGGGCAAGUCUUCUGUUCAAGCCAUCAAUGUAUUCCAUCCAGCUACAUACUUUGGAAUGGAUGUGUCAGCAGUUGAAGAUCCAGUUCAGAGAAGAGCUCUAGAAACCAUGAUAAAAACCUACGGUCAGACCCCUCGACAAUUGUUCCACACAGCACAUGCAAGCAGGCCUGGAUCCAAACUUAGCAUCGAAGCAGAACUCCCUGCUGCUGUGGGGUUGUUUGUACAGCUUGCUUUCAGGGAAACCCGAGAACCUGUCAAAGAAGUUAUCUAUCCAAGUCCACUAUCAUGGAUAAAAGGCUUAAAAUGGGGUGAAUAUGUAGGUUCCCCAAGUGCUCCUGUACCUGUUGUCUGCUUCAGCCAGCCACACGGAGAGAGAUUUGGUUCCCUUCAGGCUCUGCCCACCAAAGCUAUCUGUGGUUUGUCCCAAAAAUUCUGCCUUUUGAUGAUAUACAGCAAAGAACAAGGUGUGAGAAGCAUGAACAGUACUGACAUUCAGUGGUCUGCCAUUUUGAGCUGGGGUUAUGCAGAUAACAUUUUAAGACUGAAGAGCAAACAAAGUGAGCCUCCAGUGAACUUCAUACAGAGCUCUCAACAGCACCAAGUAACUAGUUGUGCUUGGGUACCAGACAGUUGCCAACUAUUUACUGGGAGCAAAUGUGGUGUCAUCACAGUCUACAUGAAUCGAUUCACAAGCAGUACGCCAUCAGAGAUAGAAAUGGAGUCUCAGAUACAUCUCUAUGGCCACACAGAAGAGAUAACCAGCUUAUUCGUUUGUAAACCAUACAGUAUAAUGAUAAGUGUAAGCAAAGAUGGAACCUGCAUCAUAUGGGAUUUGAACAGGUUGUGCUAUGUACAAAGUUUGGCUGGACAUAAGAGUCCCGUAACAGCUGUCUCUGCUAGUGAAACCACAGGUGAUAUUGCUACUGUUUGUGACUCGGUUGGGGGAGGUAGUGAUCUCAGACUUUGGACGGUAAAUGGUGAUCUUGUUGGACACGUCCACUGCAGAGAAAUCAUUUGUUCUGUUGCUUUCUCUAACCAGCCUGAGGGCAUAUCUAUCAAUGUAAUCGCAGGAGGACUAGAAAAUGGAAUUGUAAGGUUAUGGAGCACAUGGGAUUUAAAGCCUGUUCGAGAAAUUACAUUUCCUAAAUCAGAUAAACCUAUUGUCAGCCUUACAUUUUCCUGUGAUGGCCAUCAUUUAUACACAGCAAAUAGUGAUGGAACUGUGAUUGCCUGGUGUCGCAAGGACCAGCAACGCUUGAAACAACCCAUGUUCUACUCAUUCCUUAGUAGCUAUGCAGCAGGCUGAAUGUGAGAAAACUCUUGAGUUCUUUAAAGCACUUUAAGUACAAAUUAGAUUAAUUCAUCUUACUGACUUGAGCAGACUGAACCCAAACAAAUGGGUGACUAGAACAAAAAGUCUAAAUGAUUAUUAAAUCUACAUAUGUCUUCACCAAAUUAUGAAUCAUCAUAGUCAUGAAAGGAGAUAUUUGUUCUUAAGUGUGUAGUUAUAUCCAGAGAGUUGUAUCAAAAUGCUCUAAUGAGUUUCAGAUGCUGCAUCAUAAAUCACAAUUGUAUUUUUAAACUUUUUUUAAAAGGCUUUCCCAAAAAUACUAGGUUCCUUUUUUUUCUUUUCUUCCUGAAAGUGCCAAUAACAUUUAAAUUAACUACAUAUUUAUAAUGUGAUUGUCACAGUGUGUAUAGUAUUAGAACAGUUACCUACUCUGGGAUAACAACCCGAAAUAUAAUAAAUUCAGGGCUCAACUAUUGCUUUCUUUGAGAAGCAAAUUAUUCAGUAGGUGCCUUUUGCACCAAGCAUUUUAUAGAAUAUCUGAAUACUCAAAUUGAAGUACUCCUAAAUCUCACUGUUAGGUAGUUUUUGCCACUUGCCUUUUUAGCUUGAGGUAGAACUAGGAUCUUUCAACAGCCACAAACAGGAAUUCUGGUAUCUUAACAUAGGUGCAUCAUGUUCCUUCAUAAAGUAAUAUUCAAAAUAUAUAACACUGGCUUUUGCAUAAUAUCCCUGGCUGGCAGCUUAAAGUUCAGCUAUGUGCAAAAUUACAUUUUUAAUACCUAAAAAGCAAAGAACAUAAAUUAUUUAAUAAUUUGGAAUGAGAACCCUACUCUGUGCAGAAAGUUUGAAUAGAUGUUAAUGAUACAAUUCAUAUAGGGAACUUAUUCUAUAAAAAUGGAAUUUUUCAAAAACAACAUUGUAAAAGAGUAGAAGAAGUCUUUGUCAUUUUCUUAAAUAAGAGGCAAAAGUAUAGAAUUCUUAAAGGGAACAUUAUAUAUUCUAUUUCUGUUAAGUUGACCUUACCCAAGAUUUCUACCACUUACCAUCUAGAGUGUUAAAGAGCAUCCCCAGCUGCUUUGACAAUGAACAACUGCCUUGUCUUACUUAGAAAGAAAGAAUGAUCUAAGUUCUUUUGUCUAUUUCUCUUCACUAGGAAAAGAUUUAAUAACUUAAAGAUGUAUCCCAGCAACCUUACACACUUUGGAGACCAAGCCCUAAAAAUCUUAGACUAUUCUAUCUCCACCAUCAAAUUAUAAUUCUAUUUUUACUUACAUGAAGUGCUGUUUUAUUGGUUUUGAAACCAGUGUACAGUAAGUUCAGUACUCUGUUACCAUGUGAUAAAGAUAUGCAUUCCUGCCCAUAAAUAACUUGUACAUUUGUUAUGAAAAGUUUGUAUGGUGUUAUGUUUACAAAAUUUCUUUUGUGAUUUCCAGACUUAAACAUUCUGCUUAAAGACGUAUGUAAAAUAUACUUCCUUAUUCUCUGCCUUGAAAAAAAAUUAUAAUAUGUGUGUAUAUAUGUAUAUGUCUAUAUAUACAUAUAUAUGCUUGCUAGUGAGAUAAGAAAAUGGCUACAUAUGCAUUUAUUUUAAACAACACAUACUUGUAAGUAUAUUAAAUAAGCUAAUACAGCCUAAAUGUUACCUUUGAGGUCCAAAUGCAGCAGAGACGAGGUUAUUCCAAUUCAUGUUGAAGUGACGUGCUUUGUUUAAAAAUUAUAAAUAUUGUCUGGCUCCCUUUUUUGACUGAGGACUAUGAGUUACUCCCCUACUAGGAAUAGGGCUAGUGCUCAGUUUUAUUUUUUAAGAAAAUUGCCUAACAAAAAUAUAUGCAAAAUAACUGGUCUUCAUAAGAGUGCAAUAUUAUAUUUUUAUGUAAAAACAUAAAUUAAUCUUUGGGAUGACUAUUUAUUCAGCAUGGAAUUUGUUAGCAAUGUUCAAAAUACUUCAUAAUAACAUGUGCAUGUUGUAGCAAAAAAAUUUUUGUAAAUAACCAUAUGCUCUAUUGUCUUUGUAUACACUGCCACCUCUAUUGGAGAAUAAAUUUGAUUUA